Molecule: messenger RNA, 2092 nt
Organism: Austrofundulus limnaeus
Lineage: Eukaryota; Metazoa; Chordata; Actinopteri; Cyprinodontiformes; Rivulidae
Exons: 8
Coding region: 84-2081 (665 amino acids)
Source: RefSeq, a predicted model, not a curated record
UGAUUAGCUAGCUAGCCAGUUAAUUGUUAGCCAGGACUCGCGCAGCAGUCAGCUCGAGCUGUUGCUGCUGACUCAUCACCAAGAUGUCUGUCCUCCUCCAGGCACACUCCUCCACAAUUAMCCCCAAAAUGCAGAUAACUCACAAACUUUUUCUGCUAGAAAACGCCCGAAAUAAGUUGGAGCAAGAGCUUCGCAACUUCACAGACCAGGCGUAUCAAGAUGCUCACAAUGUCCUCAAUUCUUCGCUUCCUACCUGUGUUUUAAUCGAUCUAACAAAUAAUUUGGACGCAAAGUGUCAAGAAAUGAGGAAGCUUUCAGCUUUAUUAAAGGACCUUAUUGUUGAACACAAAUUUUGUGUCCAGCCUCCUGCCAAAACAAACUCCUUUCAGCCGUUUGAAGUCAACGGGAGUUCGAGGAUGGGCGUCAUUAAGUUUGGGUCGUUGUUGCAGAACUUCCUUAUGUCGAGCUCCAUGUCAAAAGCUGUGCAUGUGCUCGGAGCCGCUUUGUCCUGUCGGCAGCUGAAACUUCCCUUCAGCUCCCAGCCUGUGGUAGUGCAGCAGGCUGACAUGUCAGGGGUGUCGUCCAGCUUCAACAUUACAUUCACCACAAGCUCCUCCUCUGAUUUAAAGCCAGCAGAACUGUCUGUUUUAGAAGAAAAGAGCCAGCCAGACUCUGUUUGCRUCCCUCCUGCCAUUACUCAGAGCUGCAGGAUCAAUGAGGAGAAGUUAAACAUGCUACCGCCUCCUGUCCAAGUUGUGUUCCCGGAGAUCAAUAACCGUAAGCCGCUAACAAUCUGGGAACGUGACGAUGACGUCCAGGUUCAACACCAAAAACAAACCUCCUCGCAGCUGCUGCACUUCCUCAGAGUAAAAGCCAAAAACGAGGGUGCACUCGAGGUCAACGUUUUGGAGUGGACUAAAAGUAAACCUGAGGCAAACAAUCCCAGUUCGCCCGAGCGGAUGUCACCUACUGUCAAAACACAAAGCCACCAGUUCAGACAUGUUGUGACUGAUGAUCCGGUGGGUGAACUUCCUCCAGCGUCGUCGCACGCGAGCAUUGAAAGCCAAGCUCCCGUCUUCAGAGUGAAAAGAGUCAAGUCAGGCGGAUAUUUGAUCUACAGUUGUGUGAUUGCAACAGAAACGGAAUUAUGGGAUGUUGGGGACGUCUUCACGAAGGUGUUAGAGCUGGACUCUGUGCAUAUGAACUUGGAAAGUAAAAAAUGGCAAAAUACCAUAACUUACGCAGAGAACCAACCAGACACAGAGUGGACUUCUCACACCCUGCAGUGCACAGAGCCUGAUCCAAACAACAGCCCUGCUUGUUCAGAAACGCUGCUGCCUAAAACUGUAAACAUCCCCGAGUUCCAGAUCCGCAGGUUUGAAGAGACUGAGGUGGUGGUGUCUCACGUUGUCAGCCCUGGCAGCUUCUACAUCCAAAAUGCUGACAGUCUGGAGAAGCUGCAGGCACUUUUCACAGGCACUUGUAAAGCCAUUCGUACGUAUGCUGAGCAGAACUGCAUUCCAGACCUUGGAGCUCACGUAAUGGGCUGUUUUCCUCAUGAAGACCGAUGGUACAGAGCUCAGGUGACGAAAAUUUGCGGAGUGAGCCAAGAUAACAGUGAUGUGAGUGGUGCUGGGGGGAAAACCUCCAUAAAGGUGGAGGUGAAGAGGCUGGACUAUGGUGACACUUCCUGUCUGUCACUCUGGAGCAUGAAGGAACUCACCCCAGAAAUGGCUGCUCUGCCUCUUCAAGCUCUGCAGGUUUCACUGGCAAAUGUGAGGCCUAUUAAUGGGAGCCACUGGUCUGACGAGGCAGUGGGUUGGUUCAGAGCAAUGGUCCACAACAGGACACUUUAUGCCAGAUUUUACCCACAGGGGCCCACCGUCACCGUCGAACUAUUCCUGGAAAAGGGGAAGUUAGGAGCUAUGAGGAGGGGUGCAUCGCUCUCUUUAAGACUAGCCCAAAAUGGACACGCGAAGCAUGACAAACUCAAGAAUUCUACCAUAAGUAAAAAAAGUGCUGUUCAAGAUUCUGACUGGGGAAAAUAUCUCAUCUCAUGCUACGCUCGAAAUAAAAUGUAAUACAAAAAGCA